Molecule: messenger RNA, 3070 nt
Organism: Pimephales promelas (fathead minnow)
Lineage: Eukaryota; Metazoa; Chordata; Actinopteri; Cypriniformes; Leuciscidae
Product: calpain-1 catalytic subunit
Biological process (GO): proteolysis
Cellular component (GO): cytoplasm
Molecular function (GO): calcium-dependent cysteine-type endopeptidase activity; calcium ion binding
Source: RefSeq, a predicted model, not a curated record
AUACACUGGAAAUGGGGCAGGGCUUCUACAAGUGUUUAAAAGCUUGAAGUAAGGCAAAAGUGUGUAAAGACGGAGAAGAUUACCAGUCACUUGGCUGAAAAUUCAUUGCUUCUCUGAAGUAAAGAAAUCCAGACAGAUUUCAAAAUGCCUCCUCCAGCGGUUCCACACGGCAUGUGUCUAAAAGUCAUGGAUGACCGCAACAUGAAGGGUGGCAUGGGCUCUGAAACAAAUCCUUUGAAGUUCAUGGAUCAGGACUACAACUCUUUACAAGACUACUGUCUUAAGACAAGCCAAAGAUUUGUUGAUGAGUUUUUCAUGCCAGACUCUCGUGCCAUUGGUGAAGAGCUGCUGAAGCCAGAAGUCAUGGCCCGAGUGAAGUGGAUGAGACCAACGAAAUUGCAUCCUAAAGCUGAAUUUAUUGUAGACACAGUGUCCAGGUUUGACUACGCCCAAGGGAAUAUAGGAAACUGCUGGUUUCUGGCCUCUGUUGGGGCUCUGACAUUUCAAAACAAACUUUUACAAAAGGUCGUCCCAUACGGACAAUCAUUCAGCAACAAUUAUACUGGUUUAUUUCACUUCAGGUUCUGGCGGUUUGGGAAAUGGUACGAUGUUGUGAUUGAUGACAAACUGCCAACAAUCGACGGGAAGCUGAUUUUUGUCCAAUCAAAAACAUAUAAUGAGUUCUGGCCAGCCUUGCUGGAGAAAGCAUAUGCAAAGGUGUGCGGCUCCUACGCUGACAUGCACUGUGGCCGGGUAUCUGAAGCCCUCAUUGACUUCACCGGUGGGGUUCAUAUGCACUAUGAACUGAAAAGGGCUCCAUCUAAUUUGUGGGAGAUAAUGUACCGUGCGUUCCAGUCAGAAGUCCUUAUGGGUUGUGAAACUCCACCUGGGAAUCGGAAUGAGGAACAAUUGCCAACUGGCAUUGUUCUGGGCCACGCUUACACUGUGACAAAGGUUUACCAGGUCAUGAGUGGUAAAGGGCCAGUUAAGCUUGUGAGAUUGUUCAACCCAUGGGGAGACCUUGAGUGGAAUGGAGACUGGAGUGACAGGUCAUGCUUGUGGAACAACGUGAGUGUUGAGGACCGCAAACAACAUCUAGAUAGCGAAAAUGGAGAGUUCUGGAUGUCAUUUAAUGAUUUCCUUAGAAUAUUUGACAACAUGGAUAUCUGCUGUUCCUCUCCUGAUUUUUUGGAAGAAAAGUCUGCAUGUGAGUGGAUUUCCAAGUUCCACCAUGGCAACUGGGUUCCUGGGAGUACAGCUGGAGGCUGCAUGAAUCAUUCAGACACCUUCUUUACCAACCCCCAGUUUUGGCUGAAGAUUAAUGAGAUGGAUGCGGCCUGUGACCAGGGCCAGAGCAAUGUUCUGGUGUCCCUCAUACAGAAACCUGACAAGAGAAACAGACGCCUUGCUUCACACCAUGGCAUCGGCUUCUGCGUGUUUGCGGUUCCACCCGAGAUGAGAUCUGAGGGAAAGUUUGGAUCAAGCUUUUUCCAUAACAGAAAGCCCGUGGCAACAAGCGGGGCUUUUCAGGAUGCAAGACAAGUGAUGAAACUAUUCAGACUGGAGCCAGGAGAGUAUCUCAUCGUACCAUCCACUUACAUGCCUAACAAGAACGCAGAAUUCAUCCUGACCAUUCUGUGCAAAAAUGAGAUAAACAUUCAAAAGGACACAGAAAGGACAGAGAAAGGUUUUCUUGUGGAUCUUGUAGACGAGGUCGCAUACAACGACAACAACGAAGUGGAUGAAGACUUGAAAACUAAAACUUUGUUUCGACAAUAUUCUGAUCAGUACAAAGUUGUUGAUGCUGAAAAACUUCAACAGCUUCUACAUGAAAACCUACUUAGAGGAAAUAAAAACACUGAAGGAUUCGGCCUGGAUUCAUGCAGAAGUAUAAUUGCCAUGUCAGAUUUCUCUGUCACUGGAAGACUUCGUGGAUCAGAAUUUCUUCGUCUGUGGAGCCGCAUUAUGAUGUACAAGAAAAUCUUCUACAGCAUGGAUACUUCCAAAGAUGGCGUUCUGUCUUUGAACGAACUGCAAAAUGCAUUAGAGAGAACAGGCUUGCAUCUAAAUGAAGACAUCCUGAGUCUCAUGGUUGUGCGGUAUGGUGGUGCUUCAGAACAGAUCUCUCUGGAGGGUUUCAUUUGCCUUGUCAUGCGUUUGAACUGCAUGGCUAGAAUAUUCCAGAGACUCUGUGAAAGUGGGAAGAUAAGUCUUAAUGAGAGUGAGUGGAUUGGACUCACCAUGUACUCAUGAGGGAACAUCUGUUUGCCAGGAGGUUUGCCAACAAACGCAAGAACAGAUAGGCAGUUUAGGCCGUCUAAACACUUCUUUUAUUUCAUUUUUUUUAAUAUCAAACUUAUAAACAACUUGUGAUGCUUUUCUUUUUCUUCACCCUUUUAUCCCUCUAAGAAUUAAAAUGCUUUUGCUUUUCUUAAAAUUAUUAUUUGAUAUACAGUACACAUUUCACAUGAUCAAUUUGUUUGUAAUUAUAUAAAUUUGUGGAAAAAUAACCGUCUGUUUGAAAAGUGGUUAAUGUAAUUGCUGUAUUAUUUCUCAUGUUAACCACAGUUGUCGGAUUAUUUGCUUUGGUUUUAAAACCUCCUGCUAUUGUUGACAUUGUUAAUCAUCUAGGUUUAGGGUUGCAUUUGAACAAACCCUUUAUUGCUAGGGUCAUUUUAAGGCAUGGUUCAUCCAAAAAUUUAAAUUCUGUCAUUUAUUAUCCAUCAAGUUGUUCCAAACAUCAAGUUGUUAUUAAUAGGUAACCAAAUAGUCAAUGCGGAUGAGACUGGGCUGAAAUAGUAAAUGAUUCUUCAAAAAUGUUGAGUUCAAGACACCCUGACAGGAUUUUUGUUUUUUAGUGUAUUUGAUAGGGACCAUGCAUAUUCAUGAACAUACUGCACCAUAUAAAUAUAUGCAAAAUUAGUAAACAAAAUUUUUUUUUUUCAGCUUUCAUGUUUGGGUGAACUGUUGGUAUAGGGUCAAAAUGCUGCAAUUAUACAUGCUGUAAUAUGUUCUUUCAUCCUUCAUACUGUUAAAACACUAAUAUAAAUAAAUACAAAAUAGUAUCCUA